Molecule: messenger RNA, 854 nt
Organism: Sesamum indicum (sesame)
Lineage: Eukaryota; Viridiplantae; Streptophyta; Magnoliopsida; Lamiales; Pedaliaceae
Biological process (GO): proton motive force-driven ATP synthesis
Molecular function (GO): proton transmembrane transporter activity
Source: RefSeq, a predicted model, not a curated record
UGAAAGAAACAAAGAGCGUAAAACCAAAAGUAGUGCUAUAGAAUCUGCUCUCAUUUCCUGUCUCUCAAGGACAAAAGAGCUCAACGCCAAGAGAACUGAGAUUGAACACCUCGCCUUUCAUCUGAAGCUAAGCUAUCUUCUUCAGUGUAGAAGCAGAGAAUUAGUCUUAUUAGUUGAUGGCGUCCAAGUUACAGCAAUUGCAAGCCAAGGCUUGUCAAGCCACACAAUUCGUAGCCAAGCAUGGGAAUGUUUACUACAAGCAAUUGUUGGAGCAGAACAAACAGUACAUUAAAGAUCCACCAACUGUGGAGACAUGUAACGAAUUAGCCAAGCAGCUCUUUUACACACGUCUGGCCAGCAUCCCGGGUCGUACUGAGUCAUUUUGGAAGGAGCUUGACUACGUCAAGAACAUGUGGAAGCAUAGACACGAGCUAAAGGUUGAGGAUGCUGGCAUUGCCACUUUGUUUGGACUUGAGUGCUUUGCAUGGUUUUGCGCCGGUGAGAUUGUUGGAAGGGGUUUUACAUUUACUGGUUACUAUCCCUGAAAACCACCUGGGUAAAAUUCUGGGUGAAUUGAAUUGAUUACUCAUCUUGAGGAAGAUUGCUGAAAUGCCUCAUAUACUCGAGAUUUUGUUUUCCUACAAAGUUCUUUGAAGGUCAGAAAUCAGUUUCAAAUUGAUUGCAUCAAUAAUUAGUAAAUUCCAUAGUUCAAUUUCCUCUUUAAUGAAGUGGUCUCGAACUUCGUCGUUCUCAUUCCUUUUAGAUAAUAUUAUCUAGCUACUGGUGAAUCGGUGAUGGAUGUCAUGAACUGGUUGUUAAUGUUGCUUUCGUUUCUCUUAGUUAUAUUGCCACAU